CAUUUUCAUUCACUUUCGUCUUUUGGUACAUAACAAGCAUUCAAUGGUUCUUUCACAUAGCCUGAACAAAUAGCUCAACAAUCACCACUACCAAGUACAGAUCUACAAUAAUAACCUCGUAUAGCACAACCUUACCUUGUACAUACAGACACCUCCUAAUCCAUCAAGAUGUCUUCAUCUGAGGCCUCAACUCAACAGCAUGCUCCAUACGCGCCCACAGUGGCAGCCCUUGGAGGCUCGCCGACAACGGGCCUCGACGACCCGAUAACCUCCAUAUUUCUCGUCAUUUUCAUUACCCUCGCGGCAGUACACAUGACAAUAUUCCAAGUCAAUCGACGGAGGGGACAAAAGUUCGUAAUGUCAGGCAUGACCUUCGGAUUCUGCAUGGCACGAACAGUAACCUGCACAAUGCGAUUAGUCUGGAGUACACACAUCAAAAGCGUCCCAAUCGCAAUCGCUGCCCAGGUCUUCGUGUCCGCGGGCGUCAUUCUCCUCUUCGUCAUCAACCUGAUCUUCGCGCAACGGAUUGUCCGCGCCUCACAUCCAAACUGGGGUUGGGCGAAAUGGUUCUCAGUUGCAUUCAAGAUUUACUAUACUUCGAUUGUGGUAAUGCUUAUCGCACUCAUAACGAGUAUGGUCCAAAGUUUCUACACGCUGUCGCAUAACACGAGACGGAUUGAUCGCGAUGUACAACUUGUUGGGUCGACGUACUUUGCGGUUGCUGCAUUCAUGCCCAUCCCUCUCGUCUUGCUUCGAGUCGUCCUUCCCAAGAAGGUGGAGCACGUCGAUAAAUUCGGAGAGGGACGCUUCAGGACCAAGAUUCGCGUUCUUCUCUUCUCGUCUCUCAUUCUGACUUUGGGUGCUGCGUUCCGUGCCGGAAUUGCCUACGUUCCUCGACCACGAGCGGAUCCUGCUUGGUACCACUCCAAAGCUUGCUUCUACAUCUUAAAUUUUACUAUUGAGGUCAUUGUGGUGGCUUUGUAUGCAGCAAUCAGGGUGGACAAGAGAUUCCACAUCUCAGAUGGCGUCCACGGCCCAGGCGCAUAUUCUGCUGGCCAAAACGCUGAGCCGAAGAAACCGACCAUUCUUGAUCAGGUGAAUAGCGAGGAGGAAGUGUUUGAUAAUGAAUCGGAGGAGGGGAAGAAUGUCGAGAAGAGUGGGGAUCUUGAGAUGGGAAUGACUCAUAUUACUGCAUCAACGUGAGUGAACUGCGUAGAUUUUCAGCGAUUUGAUUUUGGAGCAUUAGAGCGAUGACGGGAACACCACUCGGCAUAGACUGUACAUACUAUAUAAUACCCACAUAUGCAACUUUCAUAUCUUU
Molecule: messenger RNA, 1321 nt
Organism: Hyaloscypha bicolor E
Lineage: Eukaryota; Fungi; Ascomycota; Leotiomycetes; Helotiales; Hyaloscyphaceae
Exons: 3
Coding region: 169-1203 (344 amino acids)
Source: RefSeq, a predicted model, not a curated record